AUGCAAUACUUCAUAAUACUUACCACCAAAGGCCCUGCUGUCUUCCAAAGAACCAGCCAUGUCCAUGGAAGAGUUCUGUUCGCAGGCUCUGAGUAUGCUGUGCCCAUUGAAGAUACCCCCCUUGCCAAAGAUGAGGAUAAAUCUGCAGCCCAUCUGCAGUCGAUAGUCUGGUCUGCAGUGCAGGUGAUCCAAGCGCAAAGAUCGGGCAAAGCUCUUCCCAAGAAGAGAAAGCUGAUAAAAGUGCUUAAGAUGGAUGACACCACUUCGGGCAGCGGCAGAGUAACCACGAAAAACAAAACGAGCGUGAUGGGAAUCCUCCUGGGCACUGGAAUAGCCAAAAUGUUCAAGAGCUCUUUUGGAAAACAAAAAACAGCGGAAACAAACGAGUAUCUAGAGGGCGAAUUCUCCACAUGCGAUGAAAUAUUUAAAAAAGAAAAACCCAUUGAGCCCCUUAUUGCCUUUGAAGUGCCAGACAAGAGCGAGAUGUUCCAGUGCAAGUUCAGCAUAGUGUUGAACGACGACUCCGAGACUCUUCCUCUAAAGCCGCAAACACACCAAAAAACUCUGCUAGAGUCCACAGAAGCAGCAAACGCCAUUUUGAAAGAUGUGCAAAAGAAUUUCUACGUUGGAGAGUUUGCGUUUAUUCUGGGCCUGGCAAAGAGCAAAAUCUGCAUUGUGGAGGUAGGAAGGUGGCUUUUCUACAACGACUACACAGAAAUAUUCAGUAAUCUGCUGAGCAUCAUUGAAAUGCUUAUCUCUGUAUUCAUCAAUACAACGAUCAGAUCGGUCUCCAGCGAGUACAUAACUGAAGACAUAAACGAGUACAUGCCUGCGCUUAGAAUGCAAGACUAUUCGCAGAUAAUCUACAAAUCAGCCGCCAGAACUGAAGCCAUGCAGAGAAUAUUGGACAACAUGAAGGAGCUGAGUGAUAAAAAGCUUGUGAAUGCUGCGAUGGCUACAGCAUCUUCUUCCAUGCUGACCUACUUCGAAGAAGUAUCGCGUGUGAUCUACUCCCCAGAGUUUAUCAAAUACAUUGCGUCCGUGGAGGAGAACAUUUCAAAAUACAAAAAAAAGUGCAAGUCAGAAAUAGUCGCAGCAGAAAGAAUGUUUAGCUGUAAUCUGACCUUUUUAUUUGUUGAUGUGUACCACCGCAUUAUAAAGUACAGACUGUACAUCACCGAAGCCAUCACAGCGCUAAAAAAAGGAUCGUCAAUGAAAAACCCUGAUUUUUCUGGCACGAUGGGAAACAUAAGCACAUCAGAUGAGGUGGAAGGCCCUGCCACACCGUGCGACUUUUUUGCAAAAGAGAUAAGCUUUCUCAGUGACCACAACAUUCGGCUGACUGAGCUCCUGAAAGCCACUGAAAGAUUCAAAAAGAUCAAAUCGCUAAAAGACUCUGGAAUUAUCUUCCCGGACUGCAUUGAUGAUUUCAUUGAGACGUAUGAGCUGACUAACGGCAUAGUUAUCAUCACACGCGAUAACAUUGUUUUAGUCAACGGACAGCACGUAACUUCUGUUAUUUCAAAAAAAGAAAUUAUUGGAUGCAUUCCCGCCUCGCAGGACACAGACUACCCCACCACGCACAUAGACCUAGCUGUAACAUGCAUAUACCCCCCGAGCGCAAAUUUUGUAACCGAUGUGGUAAACCACGUUCGGGUGCACUGGAUUCGCCUAAACUUCAAAUGGGACGGAAAUCAGGGCAGAUUUAUUGAUGCGUGCCAGUGCAGAAAUGUGUCUACAAUUGCAGGGCUGGAAAUGAGGCUGCGUGACAACACUGUGGCAAUUGAAAAAUCCUUGAGAAAAAGAAUUGAAAAAGCUGAUGUAAAAAACAGCCACAAAAGAAUGCUGGCCAUCAGAGCACAGAGAGAAGUUGUGCCUACUGCUGAUCUCUACACGUUUGGACAGAAGAACAAAAUAAGCGAGUGCCUCCUUUUCAAAAUCAAGGAGUGGAUAGACUCUUCUCUAAGGGAGUACGCAGACUCUCUAUCUUCCAUCUCUGUGGUAGCUGAUCCCUCUGAUCUCUCUUUUGAAAGAAAACUUUUCAAGGAAGUUAGCGAAAUCAUCAAAUACCACAGCCCCAUGAGAAAAACGUACAAUACAGAAAAAAAUGAGUUUAGCUGUGUAAUGGCUGAUCCAUACACCUUGGGCGCGGGAGUGAAGGUAUUUGUAGAGUAUCUGUCGUAUGUCUACAGAAUGCUAUCUCCACAGGACGCCCUUACAUACUCUACCUCUGCAAUGAGUGCGCUAACAUCGGUCCACGAGAUAAGAAAUCCUGCGCUUUCUAAUGAUGAGUUCCUUGAGCUGGCCAUUGGAUGCUCCAGGUCUCUGGCUGUUCCUGACUCUCUGAACAAGAACGAGUUCCUCCUAUCGCUGCUCAUGGUUCGGUUCUUUACGAUUGCAGCGCCUGAUAUCGGACUAUCUAACUAUCUAGCCCUGCUGUCUCCACUCUUUUUGUUCAACUCCCAGGAUCUGGUAAAUUUGCCCAGAUGUGCAAGCGAGUGA
Messenger RNA from Nematocida minor, 2502 nucleotides. RefSeq lists its product as uncharacterized. The transcript has a single exon. NCBI's taxonomy places the organism in Eukaryota, Fungi, Microsporidia. The coding region runs from base 1 to 2502 and encodes 833 amino acids. The record is from RefSeq and is a predicted model, not a curated record.